Molecule: messenger RNA, 2096 nt
Organism: Vigna umbellata (rice bean)
Lineage: Eukaryota; Viridiplantae; Streptophyta; Magnoliopsida; Fabales; Fabaceae
Source: RefSeq, a predicted model, not a curated record
GUGAGACAGUCCGAGGCGGUGACACAGUUUUGCUACAGAGAUUUCAAAGUUGAAGAGAGAAGUUACCAUUUCUAGGGUUUUAGGGUUAGGGUAUUCUCAAAUUGCAAGAACAUGGGUUUUAACAUUCAACCCUAUGGGAUUCAAUCCAUGCUCAAGGAAGGCCACAAACACCUUUCUGGUCUAGAUGAGGCGGUUCUCAAGAACAUCGACGCCUGCAAACAACUAUCCACUAUAACUCGAACUUCCCUUGGUCCCAAUGGUAUGAAUAAGAUGGUUAUAAAUCAUUUGGACAAGCUUUUUGUCACGAAUGACGCUGCGACAAUUGUGAACGAACUUGAAGUUCAGCAUCCUGCUGCCAAGAUUUUGGUUUUGGCUGGGAAGGCUCAACAAGAGGAGAUUGGGGAUGGAGCUAACUUAACUAUUUCUUUUGCUGGGGAGCUCCUGCAGGGUGCUGAGGAACUUAUCAGGAUGGGUUUGCAUCCGAGCGAGAUAAUCAGUGGAUACACUAAAGCAAUCAACAAGACUGUUCAAAUAUUGGAUGAUCUGGUUGAGGAAGGUUCGGAGACUAUGGAUGUUCGUGAUAAGGAGCAAAUUGUUUCUCGAAUGAAAGCAGCGGUUGCUAGCAAGCAGUUUGGUCUAGAAAAUACCAUAUGCUCACUUGUUGCUGAUGCAUGCAUCCAAGUAUGUCCGAAAAACCCAGCAAACUUUAAUGUGGACAACAUUCGCGUUGCAAAGCUCUUGGGAGGGGGCUUGCAUAACAGCACAGUAGUUCGAGGAAUGGUGUUGAAGAGUGAUGCUGUUGGGACUGUAAAGCAAGCAGAGAAGGCAAAGGUUGUUGUGUUUGCCGGUGGUGUUGAUACAUCAGCAACUGAGACUAAAGGAACUGUCCUCAUACAUUCAGCGGAGCAGCUGGAAAAUUAUUCAAAAACUGAAGAGGCUAAAAUAGAGGAGCUCAUCAAAGCAGUAGCAGAUUCUGGUGCCAAAGUGAUUGUCAGUGGAGGAGCAGUUGGAGAGAUGGCUUUGCAUUUCUGUGAGCGUUACAAGCUUAUGGUUCUGAAAAUCAGCUCUAAGUUUGAACUACGACGAUUUUGCAGAACAACUGGUUCUGUUGCUAUGUUGAAACUCAGCCAACCAAAUCCAGAUGAUCUUGGAUAUGUGGAUUCGGUUUCAGUUCAGGAAAUUGGUGGUGUCAGGGUGACUAUUGUCAAAAAUGAAGAGGGUGGAAAUUCUGUGGCCACUGUUGUUCUACGAGGAAGUACUGAAAGUAUACUAGAUGAUCUUGAAAGAGCAGUGGAUGAUGGAGUGAACACUUACAAGGCUAUGUGCAGGGAUAGCCGAAUUGUACCUGGCGCUGCAGCCACAGAAAUUGAGUUAGCUAAACGGGUGAAAGAUUUUUCCUUCGGGGAGACAGGGUUGGAUCAGUAUGCCAUAGCAAAAUUUGCAGAAAGUUUUGAAAUGAUUCCUAGAACUUUGGCUGAGAAUGCUGGGUUAAAUGCAAUGGAGAUCAUAUCUUCGCUAUAUGCAGAACAUGCAUCUGGAAAUGCCAAAGUUGGCAUUGAUUUGGAAGGUGGCUGUAAGGAUGUUUCAACCUUGAGCAUUUGGGAUCUCCAUGUGACUAAGCUCUUUGCUCUUAAAUAUGCUGUAGAUGCUGCAUGCACUGUACUACGAGUGGACCAGAUUAUCAUGGCAAAACCAGCUGGUGGUCCAAGGAGAGGAGAGCAACCUGCAGGCGCAGAUGAAGAUUAAGUCUAAAAAAAUGCGAAUUGAUUAUCAUCUUGGUCAUGUUUGUAUCUCAACAUGAUGGCUCGAAUUUGACUUAGGCAAUGUUUUAUUUUAUUUAGACUUUACUAGUGGUGUUCUUCACAAAAUUUUGAAUUUUGUUUUUGCCAUGAAAUACAAAGAGGUGUGUUCUGUAAAUUUACGUAUUUGUAGCCCUGUUGUGUGAGUGGAGAUAUUAAUGUACUGAUCAUUAUCGCCCUGGCCUUUGUUUGAGAUCUCAUGUAUGUAAGGUUUUUCGGGUAUCAGUUCUCUAGCAUCAAAGCUGUUACUCUUGAAAUUUAUCCAUUAUUGAGAUAGAAAACUUAUUGGGUUUUUCA